This is a messenger RNA of Phaeoacremonium minimum UCRPA7, 1044 nucleotides long. RefSeq names its product putative zinc finger protein rts2 protein. The transcript has a single exon. The coding region runs from base 1 to 1044 and encodes 347 amino acids. Lineage: Eukaryota; Fungi; Ascomycota; Sordariomycetes; Togniniales; Togniniaceae. Gene Ontology annotation, biological process: DNA replication; DNA damage response. Gene Ontology annotation, molecular function: double-stranded DNA binding. Gene Ontology annotation, cellular component: nucleus. The record is from RefSeq and is a predicted model, not a curated record.
AUGCCGAAGGCAGAAGUCGGUUCGACGAAGUACCUAAGCAACAAGCUCAAGUCCAAGGGCUUGCAGCGGCUGCGAUGGUACUGCCAAGUAUGUUCCCGACAGAUGCGGGACGAGAACGGCUUCAAGAUGCACGUCCAGAGCGAGAGCCACGUGCGGCAGAUGCUGGUGGUGGGCGAGGACCCGAAGAAGGCGAUCAACGAGUUCAGCGAGCAGUUCAAGAAGGACUUUCUGCAGCUGCUGCGGACGGGCCACGGCACCAAGAGCGUGCAGAUCAACCAUUUCUACCAGGAGUACAUCGCCAACAAGGAACACGUCCACAUGAACGCCACGCGCUGGCCGUCGCUGACCGAGUUCGCAAAGUAUCUCGGCCGCGAGGGCAUCUGCCGCGUCGAGGAGACGGACAAGGGCAUCCACAUUGCGUGGAUAGACAACUCGCCCGAGGCGCUCAAGAGGCAUGAGGCGCUGCGGCGCAAGGAGAUGCAGGACAGGGGCAAUGAGGAACUGGAGCAGAAGAUGAUUCGUGAGCAGAUCAAGCGGGCGGAACAGGCGGCCAGGGCUCGAGGAGACACCGAAAAAGAUGAAGAAGAGGACCGAGGGUUGCAGAGGCAAGAAGGCGAAAAGAUCAAACUGUCAUUCGGAGCCAAGGCGGCUCCCAAAGAGGAUCCGAGUGCAACAGCCUCGCCUGCCGAAGGACAGCAGUCACCGAAGAAGAGCCCGUCAGCAGAGGUUGCUAUAUCAGGUGCUACGGAUGGAUUGCCCAACACGGACAGCGCUCUAGAACAGGCCAAGGCGUCUGAAAAGGAGGCCGAAGCGAAACCCUUGGCCUUGAAAUUCGGGGCUAAACCACAACCGAAGAAUGUGUUCGCACAAGCCAAGAAGGGCAACGCUUUUUCUAGUGGCGCAAAGAAGUCUGCCAAAAUCGAGCAGCCCAAGAAAAUGAGCGAGGCCGAGAGAAUCAUGAGAGAGGAGAUGGAGAGGCAGGAACGGAAGAGGCAACGAGAAGGAUCAGGUUUUGGCGGUCCCAACAAGAAGCAACGCCAGUAG